Cylicostephanus goldi is the source of this 783-nucleotide messenger RNA. The record is from the annotation of a GenBank genome assembly. Lineage: Eukaryota; Metazoa; Nematoda; Chromadorea; Rhabditida; Strongylidae.
AUGAUGCACUCUUUAUGUUUUACUAGCUUAUCUAAAUGGUGGAAAAGAAAGAAGAAGAAAAGAAGCGUCGUUCACGUUCUGGUAGUUCAUCUAGUAGCACAUCAUCGUCAGGCAGUUCGUCAAGCAGUGAUUCAUCGGGAUCUUCACGUUCCUCCAGCAGUUCUAGUUCAUCUCGCUCGCCUUCGCCUCGUAGUAAGAGAGACUCGGGAAAGAGCCAGAGCUGAUCGAGGAGGAGGUGAUCGCCCAAGUCGUCGUUCACCAUCCCCUCGUCGUCGUCGAGUUUCUCCCUCUCCCAAGCGUCGAACUGAUCGCAGCACUAGCCGUGGUCGUCGUCGUUCCCCUCGUCGUUCUCCACGACGUGCAUCUCCGCGAAGGUCACCUAAGAGGUCUCCUCGCCGUAGCUCUCCCCGCAAAGCCAGUCCUUCGAAACGUAUUUCCAUUCGUAAUCUCAGUCGAAAUGUUACCAAGGAACAUCUUGCGGAGAUCUUCGGUAUGUAUGGUCCUAUAAAAAGCUGUGAUCUUCCUCCGGAGAGGUUCUACACUCAUCUGCAUCGUGGUUAUGGAUACGUCGAGUACGAAAACGCAGAAGAUGCAGAGAAGGCUUUGAAAUACUUUGAUGGAGGUCAAAUUGAUGGACAAGUCGUCAGCGUUGAAUUGACUCUCAAUCGUGCAACAAGUCGUCGUUCUCCUGCUCGCAAGAGUCCAGUGAGACGAAGGUAUUCCAUAUCUAUCGUCCUGGAAGAAGACGUUCGCCGCCUGGCCGCGGUGCAAAUGCAAACAUGA